AAAAAUCUAAACUCAGAAUUUCUGAUUCUCAAGGAAACACGAUUAAAGCCUACUCAACCCUUCACUAAUUCUCGCCCCAUUUUCUUUUUUUCGCCUACAAUUCAUUCUCGCCUGUUUGUUAACUCCUCUCUCUCAGAAGUAAGCAAUUGAAACAAUAGAAACUGACAACCUCGCCAUUCUCGCCAUUCUCUUCGAUUCAACAAAGCAAUUUUUUGAUUUGGCAAUCCUCUAAUUGAUGUAUUGUACUCUUCAACUUCAGAAUUUGUAAAAUACUGCAUCUCAAACCCUUCUACAUGAUAUUCAAAUCAUGAAUCAAAAAGUAAGAACCGAGUGAAUUACAAAUCCAAAAUCCGAAGCUUUUCGAAAAAGAUCACAAUCCAUUGAUGGCAACUGUAAUCCAUCCUCACAAAUUUCCAAUUCCAAAAGAAUUAACAGCAACCGGGAAUCAUCUCUUAAAGCUUCAACGCCAUAGGCGUUCGCGGCUUCAACCAAAAGCUUCUUGGCAAGAGCUGGCAGGAGUUGUGAUAUUCUCAGCAAUUCCUUUUACGACUGUUAAAGUCAUAGCCAAUAGUCCUCUUGGUGAAAGACUUCAAAGACGUUUAUCGGAGCAGAAAUCAGUUGCUGUUCAAAAAUCAAUUCAACGCAAUAAAAUUGCCCAAUUGGCGCGAAAUAACAGCCACUGGUAUGGAGGAAAUCGUCCUAGAUGGCUUGGUCCAAUACCUUUUGAAUAUCCGUCCUAUCUAACAGGACAGCUUCCUGGAGACUAUGGCUUUGAUCUUGCAGCUUUAGGAAAGGAUGCUGCGGCCUUGCAAAAAUAUUACAACUUUGAAAUACUCCAUGCUCGUUGGGCUAUGCUUGGGGCUCUUGGUGCUUUGAUUCCAGAAAUAUUAGAUCUUAGUGGAGCUUUUCACUUUGUUGAACCCGUCUGGUGGCGAGUUGGUUACUCAAAACUUCAGGGUGAGACAAUUGACUAUCUUGGCAUUCCAGGACUCCACCUAGCAGGCAGCCAAGGAGUAAUUGUAAUAGCCAUAUGUCAAGUUCUUCUCAUGGUCGGACCAGAGUAUGCACGAUAUUGUGGAAUUGAAGCCUUAGAACCUCUGGGUAUCUUCUUACCUGGUAAUAUUAAUUAUCCAGGAGGAGUUCUUUUUGAUCCCCUAAAUCUAAGUGAAGACCCUGUGGCUUUUGAGGAUCUAAAAGUGAAGGAAAUAAAAAAUGGCCGGUUAGCGAUGGUGGCUUGGUUAGGCUUCUUUAUUCAAGCAGCAGUAACUGGAAAAGGACCCAUUGAAAACCUUGUUGAUCACAUCUCUGAUCCAUUACACAAUAACUUGCUCUCACUCAUUAUGCAACUGUUUACGACUUUUAAUAGCAUCAUCCGUUGACUUCUAUCUGUACUAUCAACCACAUCAUAAUUGACGUGAAUUUGUGUUGCACAUUUCUUAAAUGUUGGGUAAUGACAGAAGACUGCUAGACCCUCUUCUCAUGAAAAUUUUUCAUCUUGUGUUAGAUGAUAUUGACCAUAAUUUUCAGCUUAUAUUCAGAUGUAAGAAGUUUGUUGUUAAUGUGACUUGAGUCUAUAUAGAUAUACUCAAUUUGUUUGAACAUGGAACGUUUCCAUGACAAGAUUUCAAAGAAGAGUUUGUCCUUGAACUAGCCAUUCUUUGACACAUGCUUUAUGAUCAAGAAUUAUGGUUAUAUUGGUGAAAGCAUUGGAAGUUAUUGAAACAUUUGUUGAAUGCCAAAACCUUUAUUGUUGUCAAGCUUAGGGAAGACAAAAGAUGCUUGAAUCUUUUUUCUUGGACAAUUUUGAAACAUGGGCAUUUGUGUUUGAAGCAAUCAUGUGAAAGCAGAGAAAGUCGGCUUGCUAUGCACUCGAUCGAGCAUAGAAGGAAAUCAAAGACUUCGGUUUUGAUUAAGGUUGCUCGAUCUACUGCUUUUUCAAAGUUCACCACAAUGUUGCUGCCCCUUUUACUUCUUUGCCUAUAAAUAUACCACCAUGUACUUAUUGUAUCUUAAUCCAAGCUUGGCUUGAAGGCUUAAACUUCUUUGUAUACCUCUAUAGUUUAUUUUCAUGCUCAUUAUGUAAGAUAUGUGAUUCUCUCUUCCUCUAUUUAUUUUCCAAUUCUUAAUAAUGCAAUUUUUUCA
Amaranthus tricolor (Joseph's coat) is the source of this 2142-nucleotide messenger RNA. Its product is annotated as chlorophyll a-b binding protein 7, chloroplastic. Gene Ontology annotation, cellular component: membrane. The transcript has 7 exons. The record is from RefSeq and is a predicted model, not a curated record. Gene Ontology annotation, biological process: photosynthesis, light harvesting in photosystem I; response to light stimulus. NCBI's taxonomy places the organism in Eukaryota, Viridiplantae, Streptophyta, Magnoliopsida, Caryophyllales, Amaranthaceae. The coding region runs from base 384 to 1379 and encodes 331 amino acids.